Fomitopsis serialis is the source of this 3207-nucleotide messenger RNA. RefSeq lists its product as uncharacterized. The record is from RefSeq and is a predicted model, not a curated record. NCBI's taxonomy places the organism in Eukaryota, Fungi, Basidiomycota, Agaricomycetes, Polyporales, Fomitopsidaceae. Bases 1 to 3207 code for a protein of 1068 amino acids. The transcript has 4 exons.
AUGUCGUCUCCCACUCCCGCCCCGGCCUCGCUAGGCUUUCGCACGUCGUUGCACUACCCACGGGACUUCGGACAUCUCCCAGUCCAUCUUCAAGCUGGCCACACCGCGUGGGAGCUCUACCGAGCGCACCGAAACGUGCGCUCAGCUCUUUCUAUGGGCGACGGAUCCUUCGCCAUCUCGUCCAACGCCCCGUACAUUCCCUCGCCUCCUCCUGGUGCAAACGACCGCGAGGAAGUCUACGCGGAUGGCCGUACGGGCUGGUUCGAGCCUGGGUAUCAUGCUCAGUGGUGGAGCAGCGCGUUUGAACACCACGCGUUCAUCGACGAAGCCCCGGACAAUGACGAAGGAGUCGACGCUGCUUUCGUUAAACUCGACUUCAAGAAAGGACGAAUCCCGGCGUCCUUCUACGUCUUGUGCAUUCAAAAUGGGACCGGCACCCCUACUCGCAACUUCUCGCUCGCCCUGAGAACUCUUUAUGACGCCGAGCUUCGUCGCGCCGAGGAGUUCUAUAACCUCGACCGUUCUCCUCCCUCUGGCUUCGUCCUCCGACCCACCUGUGUUCAGGACGCUCUCUACGACUUCAGCAGCCUCACCGUCGACCUUCACUCCAUGCGCAAGAUCGUCGCCCUCAUCCAACGACACCUCCUGGAGCUGCGAGCCUACGCGCUUCACGCCUACUUACGGCGAGCCUUUGCGGAAGGGCGUUUUUCGAUUCCCUGCCCGGACCUGGUGGGCAGAGGAUGUUGGGUGGAUGAGGGGAACGAUGAGGUUAGGAAGCGUCUCGCCUGGUGUGGCGUCCCCGUCUGGUACGUCUCUCGUUCCCCUCCUCCCGAGAGCAAGCUUGUCUCGUCCAUCGCUCCCUUGGACGACCGACUCUCGUGGGAAGAGUGGGAUGUCGCGGAACACGCACCACCUCAACCACUCGGAAGACGGACCCAACAAAGGAUGCGCCAACUCCAAGCUGACCUGGACAGCGCCGAGGAGGACUCCGAUCUAGAUAUGGGCGACUCAAGGCAGCGGGACCGAGGCCCUCCUCGUCGAGCUUCACCGGCGCCGACUGUCCCUUCUCUGCCGGAUCGAACGGAUGGGGCGACUACCGCGGCCUCGCUCGAGAACCUGGAGGAGGGAUGGGUGAACCAUCCAGCCCCUGAGUCUCUUGCCGAACCACUUCCUCAAGCUCGAACCCCGCGCAGAGUGUUGGAACUGCCGCUCCUGCGCGAGGAUUCGCUCGCGAUCCCGCCACCCCUAAGCCUUCGCGGAGAGACGGUAGCGCCGCUCCCGCGUGCGGACUCGCCUAUGGCCGUGUCGCUACCAGCCAGCCCGGUCGAGUCGUAUGCGCCGCUCCCUACGGCUCCCUCUCCUCAGUCGCCGCCCCCGCGCCCCGCCGUCGACAAAGGAAAACGAAGAGCGAAGUCUCCGUCGCCUAGCCCAUACGGGAGAUACGGCCCGUCCCUCUGUCGUUCCCCUUCCCCGGACUCACAACCCCUCCGUCGUGCCUUAUCUCGGUCGAGAUCUCCUCGGCCCUAUCGCCCUCGCCCGCGAUCGCCCUACCGCGCUCGAUCUCCGCCGCGUCCUCCGCUCAGGAGAGGUGGCGACUUUUACCGGCCCCCUCCUUCGUCUGGGUAUACGAGGCGAUCCAGUCGAGACAAGAUGCAUCGAGCGGAGCCUCCGGAAAGAGCUCCCAGGACCUCCAGGGGACGUAGCCCGGUGAGACGAUCUGAUCCCCCUAGUCGACCUCGUUCCCCUCCUCGCGAACGCGUCUCUCGGGACAGCCCGACCACGUCCAGUCGGUCCCUAGCUGAACGGAUUCACCCACUAUCCGCGCCUGCCCCGACCCGAUCGCUCGAGGAACGAUUGAGGAUCGGAGUGUUGAACACUGCCAACCCUGCCCCUGUCGAGGACGUGAACGAGCCCGGCCCCUCUCUCCUCUCGCGAUUGAGCGACUUGCGUUCCCUGCUCGCUCGGGUAGGGACAACACUUGAGGAACGGCUCUCUGACGUCAGCACUCGCGAGCCCAAGGACGACGAACCCGUCGUCGAGGACGAGGACGAGAGUGCCCAGGACCAAGAGACGGCGAACCAACCCGCGAACCCUAGUCGGAUCGUCACCCUCCCGUCCGGAGCUCCCCUCAGGACGAGGCUGAACCUUCACUCUCCGUCCGAAGUGGUCGAAUACAUUCGCCGACCCUUUGAACGUGACGAGUUCACGCCGGCCCCUCGACGUCCCUGGGAGAGCGAGCUCGGUCCGGAGCCUCAAUUCCCGGAGGAUGGGUUGCUUCUUCUGCCCUCGCCUCAGCUGCUGCUCGGCCGACCCGACGAUUGGUACGGAGCUCUCUUGAUGUGGCUCAAAUCAAGGGAUAAACAAGUGGAGGCAUUGAACCUACCGCCCGGAGAGUGGGACCCCCUCAAGUUCAAGGUCUGGAAGGGUCGCCUGCGUCCGGAUGCUGCUCUGAGCCGUACGCUCAAGACUUGCAACGUCCGUCCGCUCCCCGACGCCAUGAUACUGUACCUCCGAAACCCCGGUCCGGAUGAAGAGGACAAGGAAGUAUGGGAGCUCCGCACCUUCCACUUCCGGUCGAACGUCGAGCCGGGCUCCUCGCCCCGUUACGACCUUUACGACCCUCACGACCUCAAGUCCGUGGUCUUCCAUCGACACACGACCUCGAGUUCACGGCCUAGCCCGGCCCCUCGACGAGAGCGCGAUACCGCUAACUCUCACAAGAAGACCCGUGCCCAGAAGGACGGCGGCGGCCACAGCAACGGCCACGACCACGCCCACAUCGCCUCGCAGGCAUCUGUGGCUGGUCCCUCUACAUCCCACGUCGUGGACAUCGCGCCUUCGGGCAGCAAAGUCCGCACCGUCGAAAUGCGUGCGCCUUUGGCCGAAGAGGUCGACGUGUCUCCUACGGUCGAGCACCUCAAAACGCUCACUCAGGUUGUCGACAACUCUGCGCAGAUUGAGGACUACCUCUCUGAUACGGAGUCGCGUGCAUCCAAGCGCGCUCGUCUCUCCGACGACGACGACGACAUGGCCGUGAGGAUCGACGAGGUGAACGCGGGUUAUAACUCGUACGACGACGGCACCUGGGCUGAAACCCAGGAACCCCUUAACUGGGGGUCGGACGACGAGGAGGUCGACGAGAACGUCGACGAGGACAUCGCGAUGGCCGCCGGCCUUGAUCUGGACGAGGACGCCAGCCGCAUGUAG